GCACCGAACUGUGUUUAUCCCUAGCAAUUGAAUAUUAUAGAAUGUCUGCAAUAAGAGGAAAUGUUUGGGGAAUGAUACAAUUAGCGAGAAGGUAUCAAGCUGGAAUUGGAACCCCUAAAAAUAUUGAUAAGGCUAUAUAUUGGUAUCAAAAAGCUCUUGAAAUCGGUUGUGAAAAAGCAAAGACCGAGUUAGAUAAUUUAAUGAAGUCUCUAUCAUCCUCAUCAAAAUUUCCGUCGCUGACUUCAAUUCGAUGUGGUAUCAUAUCAAGGAACACUAUCAAAAAACGCCAUCAAGCAUUUCGAAUAUGA
This is a messenger RNA of Ambispora leptoticha, 308 nucleotides long. The record is from the annotation of a GenBank genome assembly. NCBI's taxonomy places the organism in Eukaryota, Fungi, Glomeromycota, Glomeromycetes, Archaeosporales, Ambisporaceae.